AUGAAUUUGGAGAACACUAAGGAAAAUGUCUUGAAUGAAGCCUUGGCUGCUGACCUACAGGCAGCUUUUGAGAAGGUUGGACGCGAUGGAUCUGUGAGCUCUAUCGUCUUAAUGUCUGCGAAACCGAAUAGUUUCGUAGCUGGAGCUGAUGUAGGAAUGUUAAGCAAGGCAAAGAGUUUCGCUGAGGGCGCAUCUAUCUCAAAGAAGGCUCAAGAACAAUUUGAGAAGUUAGAGCGAUCUGGAAAACCUAUAGUAGCUGCGAUUAUGGGUAGCUGCAUGGGCGGUGGACUGGAACUGGCCAUGGCUUGUCAAUACCGUAUCGCAGUAAAUGACAAAAAAACCCAGCUGGCGUUACCGGAGGUCAGCCUCAAAGAUUCAGAUCACAUUGGUCAUUUUUAG
This is a messenger RNA of Strongylus vulgaris, 399 nucleotides long. The record is from the annotation of a GenBank genome assembly. NCBI's taxonomy places the organism in Eukaryota, Metazoa, Nematoda, Chromadorea, Rhabditida, Strongylidae.